Messenger RNA from Vicia villosa (hairy vetch), 1663 nucleotides. Its product is annotated as RING-H2 finger protein ATL60-like. The record is from RefSeq and is a predicted model, not a curated record. Gene Ontology annotation, biological process: protein ubiquitination. NCBI's taxonomy places the organism in Eukaryota, Viridiplantae, Streptophyta, Magnoliopsida, Fabales, Fabaceae. The transcript has a single exon. Bases 361 to 1365 code for a protein of 334 amino acids.
AGUAAUUUGUACUCUAUCCAUUAAUUCUUUGACUAUUGACUCCAAUGCCAUCACCUUCUUCCUUCUUCUCUUCAUACAAGUCCAAGUCUUUAGUCCAACCUUGAGCUUCAAGUUCAACCUUAUUCUUCUUAUUCCUUCCCCAUCUUCCUCUUUAUGUACUACCAAAUUCCCCUAACUCAAUUCACAAUCCAAUCUCAAAUUUUCACUUUCUUCCCCCAUUCAAAUCUCACACCUUUCUCAAUUUCCUUUCAAAAUUCACAAACUUUACACUGAUUUCCCAUCUGGGUUUUGUUCAUUCUUGCUUAAAUUCAAUUGGGGUGUUCUUAAAUUUGCAUCUAAACCCUAAAGUUUCAACCUUUAAUGAAAUUUUCAGAGGUAACAAACAUGGGUGCAACUGUAGCUGCAACUGCAACUGCAACACCAGAGCCAAGUGACAGAUUGGCUGAUUCUGAUCCAAUUGAACUGACAGGAAAAAUCAUGGUGGUAGCUAUAAUUUUCCUGUUUGUAGUUGUUAUGUUUGUUCUAAUGCUUCACUUAUAUGCUAAGUGGUUCUGGUGGCGUUUUGAGGAGAGAAUACCUCCUCAGCAAAGAAACCGCCGUCGUCGACGGCGGUUUCAAUUUGCUCCUGGUCAAGAUCCUAUCAUCUAUGGAAGUGGAACUCACCAAAUUGGACUUGAAGCUUCAAUUCUUAAGUCCUUGCCUGUUUUGGUUUUCAAACCAGAAGAUUUCAAAGAUGGUUUGGAAUGUGCUGUUUGUCUUUGUGAUGUUGAUGAAGGAGAAAAGGCUAGAAUUUUACCAAAAUGCAAUCAUGGAUUUCAUUUAGAUUGCAUUGAUAUGUGGUUUCAAUCUCAUUCCACUUGUCCUCUUUGUAGGAAUCUAGUUUCUAAUGAAUCUUCUAAGCCUAAUAGUACUUCAAAUGCUGAAGAGAUCAAUGUGUUAGUUUCAUCGGAAGAUGAAAAUUUGAGUAAUAUGAAUGGUUUAGAGUCUUCAAAUUUUCCAACAAAUGUUUUGGUUUUUGGUAAUUGCCAAACCCAAACCCAAACACAAGUUAGUCCUUUUGGUGUUUCUUUGGAAGAAGGAAAUUCUCAACAACAACCUUGUUCAACAUCAUCAUCAUCAUCAUCUUCUUUAGCUAGUGUUAAUAAUACAAUGUUGGUGAUUGAUAUACCAUUACCAAGUGAGUUUGGUUCUUUCUCUUUGUCAUCUUAUGAUAGUUGGUGUGUUGAAGUUGAAGUUGAAGUUGAAAAUGAGAUGAAAUCACCAAUGUCAACAAGAUUGAGGUCAUUUAAGAGGCUUUUAAGUAGGGACAAGAAGUUAAGUCCUUGCAGUCCAGGUUCUAUGGAUGUUGAACAAGGCCAUAGCUAGCAAGAGACCUCUAAAACCGUUAUAUUUCGACUGCAAUUGCGGUUGAGAUAGUAAAUCAAGAGUUAUAUAUGCUACUUUCCUUCCAAUAUUUGUGCACAUAAUUGCUAAGGAUGGAUGCUACAUUAAGUGAAAAUCAUUUGAAGUGUUUAUACUGUAUAAAUUAUGACAGGUUACUUAGUUUGUUUUUGUAGUGUUAUUGUUUCCAUUGUAAACUUUACUUGCAAUUACAAUGAUAAUAUGGAUGAAAUGCAAUGAGAUGCAUACACGUGACUAUGUUAAUAAUACAUUGAAUAUUUUA